Messenger RNA from Ilex paraguariensis (yerba mate), 1755 nucleotides. The record is from the annotation of a GenBank genome assembly. Lineage: Eukaryota; Viridiplantae; Streptophyta; Magnoliopsida; Aquifoliales; Aquifoliaceae.
AUGGAUCUGCACAGUAAUUCUCAGGGUGAAUACGGACGGUUUGAACAAAUACUUACACAGUUUCUUCUGAAAAGCUUGCAUAUCACAUUGGAUUCAAGGGUUCCUUCUAUUCGUCCAUAUAAUCGCAGUGGGGAAGUGAAAAAGAGUGACAAAUGGUUCAGCUUAGUAUUAGGAGAUCGUCCAGCUGCUUUAGAUGAUUUGAAUUUCUGGCAAAGGAAUUUAAUGGAACCGAUGAUAAUUGACAUAAUUCUUGUUCAAGAAACCCCAAAUUCUAUGCCUGAACUAAAGUCACGUUCUGCUUUGGGGUUGGGGACUUUUGUUGAGACGGUAAUAGAGAGAUGGGUUGUUCAAUAUGAGUGUAUAGGGGCAACGUCUCCUCAAGUUGGUGAUGCCUCUUACAAGAAAACAUACCAGAAAUCGAUUAUACUUCUACGCUCACUCUAUUCAAUGCUGAGGCUUCUUCCAGCAUAUAAGGCCUUUCAGAAGCUAUGUUCAUCAAGUCAGACUUGUGAUUUUGAGAUCAAUUACAAGGUCUCUUCAUUUAGUGCUCCAUUUUCCAGGGCAGAGGAGGAAGUGAUGAAGCAGUAUAGUUUUGUUCCUGUCGACGCCCAACAAGGACGCCUUUCUAUAUCUGUGACAUAUCGGGAAAGUCUGUCUGAUUUCAAUCUAGAGACGUCUACAUCGUUCCCACCAGAGAUAAUUACAGAUUACGUUCGUAGCCCUGCCACUGACCCUCUGAGGGCUUUUCCCUCUGAUGACAAGGGUUUUUGUGCUACAUCCGUUCCAUUCAGAGGGAUGCAACCACCUUCUAUGUCCCCAUUUCAACGCCCGCACAGCUGGACAAGUGGCCUUCACAAGGGAGUAGCUCCUUUAGCACAGAACCGACCUUUCAGUGGAUCUCCUCCUAUGUAUCAUUCACCUAUGCUGUAUGAGUAUUCUUCUUCACCUACUGAUGUACAUGGGCCUAGGGGUCAACAUUAUAGAUUGCCAACUCACCACAAAACCACAAGCUUUGAUGAGUACCAGCUUUCACCUCCGUUUUCAUCAUCUCCUUCCCCGUCUCCCCCAACAUAUCUUUCCGGUGGGACUCAUGUGCAAACUCGUCUGCAUUCAGAGACUGCCCCUACAUUCUCUUCCACCUCUAUCCCCAGAAGUACGAGGCAGGAUCCUUCAUCCCAAGAGUCCCCAUCUGGAAUCAGGUCACUUAAGAAAUCGGAUUCAUUGAGGGCCACAGAGUUGAAUUCUGGGAUACCGAAUCAAUAUGCUAUUCAGAAGAUCUCAAGAGAUAGCAAAGAUGAUUCAGGGAGGUUCUCAGCCUUGCUGUCUUCAAGUGGCUCACCACGAAUUGGAUUCUCGAGGAGCUCUAGUAGAUUCUCUUUGCAGGAUGAUUUGGAUGAUUGUGACUUCUCUUGUCCUUUCAUUGUUGAUGAUGUUGAUCCUGAUUCCCAAGCCAGUCAGUAUCUGGAUGGGAAAAAGGCAUCGGAGACAUUUUCGAUGGCUAGAAAAUCUCAAGAUGCUGCUGCUGGGGCCCUUAUUCAAAUGCUAAGAGCAGCACCUCCUCUGAGGCAAGAUUCUAGUUGUUACUCCUCUCGUUGCUUGAAGACUGAACUCGAGGGAGAACUUGGUGCUUCUUCUGGAUCGUUUUUAGCUCGGAAGACUUCAGAUGCACUGGAGGAGCUUAGGGCUUACAAAGAAAUGAAAGACCUACUAUUUUCCAAGAGCACAACUCAGGUUAUCGGCAAAGAAGAAUCUUAA